Echinostoma caproni is the source of this 357-nucleotide messenger RNA. The record is from the annotation of a GenBank genome assembly. NCBI's taxonomy places the organism in Eukaryota, Metazoa, Platyhelminthes, Trematoda, Plagiorchiida, Echinostomatidae.
AUGUUGGUGAAAGUGACUUUCCCCUCGCUUUUCAGCGCUUAUGACACCAGCUGUAUACGAACGUAUACGACCGAACGCCCCGUGAACGCAGCAGCCAUCUCUCCAACUCGCGAUCACGUUCUCCUCGGUGGUGGGCAAGAAGCGCAUGAAGUUACGACAACCGCUGUUGGACAGGGUAAAUUCGAUGCCCGAUUCUAUCACUUGAUAUAUCAAGAAGAAUUCGGUCGCGUCAAAGGCCAUUUCGGUCCAAUCAACAGUGUGUCUUUCACUCCUGAUGGGAAUGGGUUCGCCACUGGCGGUGAAGAAGGCUACGUCCGGUUGCACCAAUUCGAUCCAGAAUAUGCGGAUUUGGAUUAA